This is a messenger RNA of Ylistrum balloti, 1323 nucleotides long. RefSeq lists its product as uncharacterized. The coding region runs from base 88 to 447 and encodes 119 amino acids. NCBI's taxonomy places the organism in Eukaryota, Metazoa, Mollusca, Bivalvia, Pectinida, Pectinidae. The record is from RefSeq and is a predicted model, not a curated record. The transcript is spliced from 4 exons.
CGAAUGGGACUUUAUACCUGAGUUUGUCGGAAUCAAUCAAACGCUUAGUAUUUGCGUGUAAGUGCUUGUUAAAAUAUCCUCGUUGAAAUGGCCUUGGAAUUCACUAUCAAACCUGUCAGCCUAUCUUUAGUUCUAUUUAUUGCUUUGAUAUGUCUUUGUAAACAAAUGGCAUGGGCGGGUUGGACUGCUGAUGGAGGAUAUGAAGGAGCGUAUCCGGGUGGAUGUACGAAGCUCACUGGAGAAUGUCCAGAAUUUGAACACUGCAUCUAUGAUGAAGAAGAAUGCCGUCCUGGUAGUAAUUUAUGUCGUUGCAUGUAUGGCUGUGUGAUGGAUGGACAUUACUUACGUUACGAGCAGUGGCGAAGACUUCCUGGUAGAGGCAUCUGCAUGUGUGAAAACCCUACUAAAAAUAAAACAAAAUGUGUGGAGCACUUAGAUGAAUUCUAAAAGAUAAUUGUCAAAGACAGAAAGUGGGAAGACUCUGAAAACCAGCAUUUUUAUUUUGUUUUUUAAUAUUUCUAGUACAAUAUGGUAUGGCAUGAUAAGAUCGGAGAUGUUUACCAUAAAAAAAUUUCUAGGCUGGAUUUUUUUCAUUACAAGGUCAACUGGUUUACUUAUUAUUUUCCCUUAAAAUUGAAAAAAUGUAAGUUAAAAUACAAGGGGAGAUAAAUGUGUUUUGACAGUGAGGGAGAUCCAUUUUUUUAUGGUGAUCUGUGAAUAAAAUGAAGAUCUGGGGUAAUGUUAAAAUACAUCAUAUUUAGUAGGGAAAGUUUGUUUGGGAUACGCAAUAUACACAUUAUAAAUUUGAGAUUUUUCUUGAUUUGUAGUUGUGUGUUAUAAUAGAUAUAUAGCUAUAUGUAUGCAUAACCUAUUUGUAUUUUUAUGCUAUGUUGGGGGAGAAAAUAUUUUAUUAAAUAUUAUGCAAUAUUUCGAUGGAUAUAUACUAAUAACAUAUUUUACUUUCAAAUAAUAGCUCACUGAAAUUGUCUCCUGUCAGCAAAGCUUGAGAAGAAUUUACAACAUUUAUCUCUUUCAAAAGUAGCCUUUGUCAUUAGAAGCCUGGAAUGAAAACCAUUUGACAGUUAAUGUUAUUUUUCCUUCAGGUCUCAACUGGUUUGGUCUUUCAUUUAGAGAACUUUGGUAGUUUUGGGCAAAUCAUGACUUUCUGUCUGUGUAAUAGAUUGAUGUUAUCCAGCCAUUUUGUCCUGCAAGAUAAAAUGUCAUUUCAGUGUUAAUGAAAGGAAAUCAUAUUCUACCAUGUCAGUGCCUAUUUAUUCUUGAUUUCCAAUUGAUUGAAUAAUAAUUAACACGCUAUGUACGAAA